This is a messenger RNA of Megachile rotundata (alfalfa leafcutting bee), 3700 nucleotides long. RefSeq lists its product as uncharacterized. NCBI's taxonomy places the organism in Eukaryota, Metazoa, Arthropoda, Insecta, Hymenoptera, Megachilidae. The record is from RefSeq and is a predicted model, not a curated record.
GUCACACCCGUGUGACGUCGGGCCACCGACGUUUACAUAGAAUAUAAGACACAUAUGUAACCAUAGAGUAUAAGACGCUCAUGUAACCAUAGUAUGUAGGACGCAUCAUAUAGUCAAACCACAUAUAACCGUAGCUUGUAAGAUAUUAUUCACUCCAUGUUUAACCGUAGGCUUAGGACACAUUAUAUCCUCCUAGUUCGUAAUACAUAUUAUAUCCAAUGCUUAUGUUGGAUUUAUUCAACACAAUAAGUGUUGCCUUCAACAAAAAUCAUCGGGUCGUAAACUUUCACUAACGUUGGAGUUUCGACGCAAGAGGUUACAGAUGUUUGUGUUUUACCAUAGGACCCAUAGGGUCUAUAGACUCGUAACGGAUUUUUCCUUCGACGAGUUUUCUUAUUCUUACGGUUUUCGUUGACUAGUAAAGACGUACCUUUCCGAGCUUCAAAAGUUAAAUUAAAGUUUCUGUCAAAACAUAAUUGAGUAUCAUUACUUUGUCUCACCGCCUAUUUCCUAUAGCUUAUUCAUAUGUUAUCGCGUAAAGUUACGGACCAGUAUGUAACCAAGUAGCGUAGGAACCACUCGACAUUCCUUUCCCACAAGAUAAGUCCUUUCUUCGAACCUAAUCUCAUAAACAUCCUGAAGUCCUUUCCUCGAACCCAAUCUUAUAAACAUCCUCCUGAUAAUCCAACUCAUAAACAUCCUUUAAGACAAAUUAAUCAUGAUAUCCCUAUCGACUCCAGACCAUAACAUCCGUCAGAACAAAACUCCUUUAUUCCAAAUCAUUAUUUCUUGAUCACGUUUCAUAAACUUCCUUUAGAUAAGCCCAAUCCUCCGUUAUCAGACACCUAGCCAUAACAUCCUCUUACAUCAGCCCAGAACGUUCUAGAACGAUUUCCUUUGUCCUUAACCACUAUAAAAGCCACCUCAUUCCUUAUUACCCAGCUCCAGUCAGCCAUAGUCUGCCUAUCAAUAACCUCAGUGAUAGGUAAUCCUGCCUGAGGCCCGUCCAUCCAUCCAGCAAUCAUCAUAUCAGCCCAGUCUGAUUCCUCGGGAGAUCGUAACCGACUCCCCUUCCGUCGAGUGAGUAGACAUAAGAACAUAUUAUAAAGGAACCACACAUAUAUAUAUUCGAGGGUUUAUUAUUGAAGAAUAUAUUGAUAUAUAAUUAUACUGUGUCGACUUCAAUACCUAAUACCUGCACGACUUGACUUAUACUAUCGAACCUCCGAGCUUCAGUGAUAAAUCACGCAAGACGUAGUUAACCAACUACGGCGAGGACAUAGAAAUAUUUCAACGUCUCCAACAACAGCUGCUUCCACGGGACCCAGGGCCACGACGUACGCCUAAGAGCUGCGCUAACCCGAAAGCUGAGAGAAAUAAUCAAAAGAUACAGUCAGCGAGGCGAAUGAAAUAGAAUAUUAUUUCGUUGGACACCCCUGGUUGUAACAAAAUUGGUGACAGCGGUGGGAUUGACUCAGCACCGUGGAAAGAUAGCUGCCUACGUGACAUUUUACGGGCCAAGAUUACGCAGCGUGAGAAGAAACAAAGCAAGCAAGGAGGUCUCGAGAUAAGGAGUACGCCAUACGUUAGGUGACACCGGCCAGAUGCUCGACCGUAGCGAGCGGGAGAUAAGGGCGCUGCAUUCCUGAACGCGCCAGUUCCCACGACGCGCCGGGUCUCACGCCAGCGCGUGUGACGCACUCGCUGCAACCGCAGCGGCUCGCUCAUUCAAUCACGCUCCGUAGUACGGUGAAGACGUUUAGUUUCGCGCUUCAGUGUUUUCGAUAGAGCAGAUUCCUAACGUUCUCGACUUUGCAAGCGGUACGUGCGCUCCAGGGCUGUACUACAUCUUGCCUGGAAGGGACUUAGUGUAUUCUGUGCACAAAUUCGUUAGUUCUCCGUAGAUAUUCGUGUCACACUUGCGCGUAAAAGCGAAGGUGUUGCCACGGUAUUGAAAGAAACUACGAAUUUUUCGCGUAUAAAUAGUGAUUAGCUCAAUAACGAGCCGACAACCGCUGCUGGUGAACGGAUUUUUGCGCGUCUCCGAACGCUGCUUAAUACGCUAACUAACAGCAUGUCGGUAAGUCAUUGAGACUGGGUACAGAAAUCUUACCUUUCUUUUACACGGGUUAAAUCAUUUUUAUUCAUCAUCGUUUAAAAAUUGGGGAAAAAGGAAGCGUGGCUGCCGUGCGGGCAGAAGAGUAAAGGCAAGGAAGCUGCAGCUCCUUGAGGAGGAAUUCCUGGAACAAGUGUUUGGACCAGAGAUAGUGACAUUGGACAGUGAAUCGGACACUGGGACGUCAUCACGCGAAGUGCCGUUGUUGAGUUACGAUAUUUUGGACACAAAAAGUGCCAUCAAAGUGUAUAAACCAGCGGGUUAUUCCCCGCUAAAGUGUUGGUUGAUUUUUUUUUUCGUGCGUUCCACGAGGGCGAGUGGUCGUGCCCACCCACAGUGAAUGAGUUCUGUCAUCAACAUGCCGUCUCAACCGGGUGGGACCCAGAGGACGUCGACGAUGGAGCUUCGGCCCAGACAGACGGAGCAAAUAAGCGAGGACGAAGUCGCCAUCAUCCAAAAACAGCAGAUUGAGAAGGAGAAACGCCUCCGGGAGGAGACCAGGAAACUCGACGAUGAAAGACGUGAGUUAGAACAAGCUCGUCGACAGAACGAGGCAUUAUUGGCAAAAAUCCGGGGCGCUGAAAAGGACCAGGGCGCAAUCCCGAAGAAGAUGGACAUUCCCGAGGAACUUCCCGCAAGAAUGGAGGUGCCGAGCGUCGCUGUCGGAGGUGAAUCUGUCAGCUACACAUUAAGCGAAGCCGUGAAGAUGGUACCUGCGUUCAACGGCACAACACCGACUUUGUUAACAUUUACGCGAACCCGCAAAAGAGCUGCCGCCGUCGAAGAUGAGGAAGCGGACACCGUCGCCGAAUUAUGCAAUUUGCUGAAGGAUAUCUUCGGACCACAGCGAACCAUCGAUUACUACCGCGACGAAUUGGCGAAUGCGUACAUGAAGAGCGGUGAGCACAUUUUAGACUUUAUAACUCGUGUAAAGGAUUUGCGCGAUGCGAUCCUCGAUUGCGAUAGAAGCAUUCCUGAUGUAGACGAAAUUAACGAUUUCGUAAAAAAUUGUUUUAUCGACGGAUUAAUGUCACCGUUGCGUUUAGAAGUGAAACAGGUCGCGUCUCAGCCGUUAAAAUGUGUGUUCAGGGAAGCGAUCUCCGUAUUCAAGCGCCUCGAAUUAGAAAAAUCGAGACUAGGUCGUACCGAAACGCGUCGCGUGAAUUUUGAAAGGCGCGACCAAACACCAGAAUGGCGCGAGCGUAGGCUAAGUAGUCCACCGCAUCGCGACUCGUGGCGGUCAACGUCACCCGCUCUGUCGCGAAACUAUCAAUCAGACCGUGGAUUUACGCGAUAUCUUCGUAGAGACGAUAGGCGAGAUCCGCCACGAUCGGAAAAAUUUUGCCGGUUCUGUAAUAUUCCGGGCCAUGAUCUGCACGAGUGCAGGAGACGACAAUACAGCGAACGAAUGCGGAAUUCCGGAAACGAGCGAGCCCUCCCACCCGCGGCGACCAAGGGAUGGGAGGGCCCAAGCACGAAAACAGUGCACGCGGUCACACUAGAACAGCCAGAAUCAAUUGCGUCGACGGCUGUGAAACAACAAUCCCCCAAAUCAGAGUAAACGCUCCGGAGCUAAAAUCGCAG